Oncorhynchus nerka (sockeye salmon) is the source of this 1535-nucleotide messenger RNA. Its product is annotated as transmembrane 4 L6 family member 1-like. Gene Ontology annotation, cellular component: membrane. The transcript is spliced from 2 exons. The record is from RefSeq and is a predicted model, not a curated record. Bases 2 to 364 code for a protein of 120 amino acids. NCBI's taxonomy places the organism in Eukaryota, Metazoa, Chordata, Actinopteri, Salmoniformes, Salmonidae.
GAUGUGUGUGUGUUUAUUCCAGAUGUGUGGAUCAGUCACGGCAGCGUUAGUUGGGUUGGCCGGGUCGGGGUACUGUUUUGUCAUCUCUGCCAUGGCCAUGUUGGAGGGACCUCAGUGUGACACCGGUCUGGGAUGGUCCUAUCCCUUCGCCAACGAGGGAGGAAGGUACCUGUUUGAACAGGAGACGUGGUCUAACUGUUCAUAUCCCGUCAGCAUUGUGGAGUGGAACGUGACUCUGCUGUCCAUCCUGCUGGGUCUCAGUGGGUUGGAGUUUAUCAUCUGUUUCCUACAGGUCAUCAACGGACUGGUGACAGCCGUCUGCAGACCCUGCUGCUACAAACAGGACUAUACCCUCAACGCCUGAACACACACACACACACAAAUGUGACACACACACACACAAAUGUGCCACACACACACACACAAAUGUGCCACACACACACACACAAAUGUGCCACACACACACACACACACAAAUGUGCCACACACACACACAAAUGUGCCACACACACACACACAAAUGUGCCACACACAACACACACACACACACACACACACACACACACACACACAGACACACACGUGUACAUAUAACAUAAGAUCCAGUGGCAUACCCAUGAAAUGACACAUAAAACAGGAGAGUGUAAAUUACCAGCCGGGGGAACAUUGCUCUCCUAGACACUCGUUGUUAUCUCCUUAUUGGUUUCUAAUCAGGAAGUGUGAUUCAGGAAGUGUGAUUUUUUUCAAGCGAAUGCUGCCUCAUCUCUGUAUGAGGGAGAGAUACCUGUUUGAAUGUUCAGUUAAUUGAUGGUAUUCAUUACAAAACACUGUAUUAUAAAAACACCAGAUGAAGGUUUGUAGACUGCAACAAUAGCCUUUUUUAUGUCUGUAUUUUUAAUAUUAUGUUUAACACACUGGGCACAGAUGUCAGUUCAACGUCUAGUUUUGAUUUACAUUUGGUUGAGUUGUCAACUAAGGUGAAUUUGACAUGAAAUCAACAAAAAGUCAUAAUGGGUCAUAAUUAAUAAACACUAUUUAAAGAAGUGUUUCCCUGUCAAACAGUUUUGUUAUAUUUUAGUCUUCUGUGAUAUAUCUAAAGUGUAGUAUUGGGAUGCAAACUCAAAAUGUAAUACAUUUAAACUCUAUAUCUGACAUGGUACAGGUGUCGUCUUAAACCCAUAACCAUGUGUUUGAGGUGUAUACUUUUGUUUCAAAGUAGAUUUGUUUAAGACUACCCAGAAACACCAACCUUGUGACCUUGAUUUAGCCCACUGCAGUAAAAUGUUCUAAGUUUGGUGGAUAAAAAUAUUUUUUUGCAAAUCCAAAUCAGUUUUUCACGUAGAUUUUUUGUUGUUGAAAUGAUGUCAAUGUAGGAGAGUUUUGUCUUUUGUAUUAAUGUUUUCAUUUGAAGUGUAUUGUAAAUGAUUGUCUCACAGAUUCUAGAUGUUAAGAUAAAUCAAUUUGAUAUAUUUAGUGCAUUUGUAAUAUUUUUAUAACGUUUGUGCUGCCUUAAAUAAAAGUAUUUUUCAUUUCAA